Molecule: messenger RNA, 1157 nt
Organism: Emys orbicularis (European pond turtle)
Lineage: Eukaryota; Metazoa; Chordata; Testudines; Emydidae
Product: P2Y purinoceptor 8-like
Exons: 2
Coding region: 156-1157 (333 amino acids)
Biological process (GO): phospholipase C-activating G protein-coupled receptor signaling pathway; positive regulation of Rho protein signal transduction
Cellular component (GO): plasma membrane
Molecular function (GO): G protein-coupled receptor activity
Source: RefSeq, a predicted model, not a curated record
GGUCAGUCAGACGGCACAGCUUCAGAUUAUCGGAUGUGGAUGAGGAAUCAGGUCUAAUCUCUACCAUCUCAAGAUUCUUCUUUUGUGGGAAAAGGUACCUGAAGCUUUUCCAUUUGUCCCAGCCCAGAAGAAACCACUGAAUCUAUCUCACUAUCAUGGGAAAACUGCCAAACAGCACCAUAGAGAUGCUUAAGAACCAAAUGCUGCAGACCACUUUGCCUGCCCUCUACUUGUUCAUCUUCACCAUCAGCAUUCCCCUCAACUCUAUCUCUUUGUGGUUCCUUUGCCGCCACUCAAGGCCUUGGACUCCCACCAUUGUGUUUUCAAUUAACCUGACAAUCACAGACUUGCUCUACAGCAUGCUCCUCCCUUUUCAAGUGGUCUACCACUUACGGGGAAAUGACUGGCCCUUUGGACAGGUUCUGUGCCGCAUCAUAACUGUGCUAUUCUAUGCAAACAUGCACUGUUCUGUUUUAACCAUGACGAGCAUCUGCCUAGAGCGCUACCUGGGAAUUGUUCACCCGCUGACGCACAGGACCAUGAGACCCAUUAGAACAGCUCUCCUGACAUGCGUCCUCAUUUGGAUAUUUGUUUUACUGCUGCACCUCCCACUCAUGAAGACAGAGCUCACCUUCCAGGUAGAGGAGCUGCAGAUAACCACUUGUUUUGAUAUAUUGCCCAAAGCUAUGUUUCCUUCAAGGAAUCAUUUCAUCGCCUAUUUUGGCUCUCAAGUUCUUCUGUGCUUUCUCCUACCUUUGCUAAUAAUGGCAUUCUGCUACACCUUAGUCAUUCGGACUCUUCUCAAUUCCCCUCCCACACAACUAAGGGAAAUUAAGAAGCAGACAAUGUAUUUGAUAAUAGUGUUGCUUAUAGUCUUUGUAGUAUGUUACGUGCCCAAUAUUGUGAUAUCAAUCAUCCAUUUCGUCUAUACUACCCAAAAUAAGACUGCUUAUGUGGAAUAUAAGCUGUCUCUGGCUUUGAAUAGCCUUAAUUGCUGCUUCGAUCCACUUGUUUAUUUUUUUGGUUCCAAAGAGUUUCGACAAAAGAUACAGAAGAAGCUCUGCAAAUGCAUGCCUGAUAUAUUCAGUGACAUGGUCAACACCUUUUCAGAACAAGAUGUGCCAAUAACAUCCAGAGAACACGCGCCAAAUAAUUAA